ACUUUUGCAUCUUCUUCGUCUUCUAGUUGGGCCGGGUUUCGCCGGAGACCUCAAAGACCUAACUGGAGAACGCCGGAAGGAGCACCAGAGAUUUCUCUAAUCCGGUGAGUUUUCAUUUCUCCCCAGUCUGUUUUUGAAGAAAAAUGUUAGCUUUUAUUGGAAAAGCGUUCGUACCGUACCGGACGAUAGAAGUAGGCGCAAGUUAUGUGCGUUAUAUUAAGACUAAGACGAUUCCAUUUCCGAAUUCAACAGAAAAAAAUUCCCUAACAGUUUCUUAUCUCACUGAAUCAUGUGGGUUGUCGUUGGAUAAAGCUAGUUCAGCUUCUAGGCUUGUUAAAAUUAGGAACACAGAGAAACCGGACUCAGUUCUUAGGUUCCUACACAGUCAAGGCUUCGCUAAACAUGACAUUGUUACCUUAAUCUCUAAGCAGCCACGUUUCCUAGUGGCCAGCCUAGAGAAAACUCUGAGACCCAAGAUUGAGUUUUUCCAGUCUUUGGGCAUGGGUGGAGAAGACCUGACCAAGAUUUUUUGUGCAAAUGACCGCAUUUUAAAGAGUAGUUUGGAAAACCAGAUAAUUCCUUUCAUUGAUUUCCUUAAAGGGAUUGUUGGGACCAACGAGAAUGUUGUGAUUACUUUGAGACACUCAUCUAGAGUUUUUAAUGCGCAGUUUGUGAAGGUUAUGAUGCCUAACAUAUCUAAUCUGCGCGAACAAGGUGUGCCAGAAGGCCACAUUAGGAGACUAAUGAUGUGUUAUCCUCGGUCACUUAUGUUUAGAGUGGAUUUGUUUGAAGAGGCGGUUAAUGAAGUGAAAGCUAUGGGUUUUGAUCCUGCUAGGAAGUCCUUUGUUUGGGCUGUCCGAACGAAGACAUGUAUGAGCAAGGCAAAUUGGGAAAAAAAGAAGGAGCUUCUGUUGGGCUAUGGUUGGUCAGAGGGAGAAUUUCAAUCAGCAUUUGUACUGCAGCCAAAUUUAAUGGCUACCUCAGACAGGAAGAUCAUGAAAGUGAUGGAUUUUCUUCUAACUAUUGUAGGUUUGAACCCAUUGGAUGUUGCUGUCUACCCAAAUAUUUUCCUUUGUAGCUUGGAGGGCAGACUCAUUCCAAGAUGGUCGCUUUUGAAAAUUUUAAUGUCAGAAGGUUUGAUAAAGCAUGCUGAUCUAGGUUGUGCCUUCAUUGUGAACAAUAAUUAUUUUGAGAAGAAGUAUGUGAUUGAGUAUGAGAAGAAUGCUCCUGAAAUAAUUAAGGCAUACCAGGAUGGGACCAGAUUCAAGGGUUUGGUAGCAGAUUGUAAGACUUGAAAUUGGCUGAAGGAAGUGGGGACUUUCAAACUGGAAUAGCUUGCAAUAUGGUUAUAGACAUGUAGGGUUAUAGUGGUGCUGAUUUCUUAGUGAUUGGGAUUUUUAUCACAAGAAUUCAGAUUUGACUGCCAUUCAGGUAUUUAUAUGUUCUGUUUGUAUAUAUUUUGUUAAGCUUUCUACAACUCUGUGAAAUGGUUGAUUGUUUAUUUCUAUUUUUGUCUAGGAAUUGACUGAUAGGCAAAUCAUGUUGAGUGCAAUGGUUAUUUUAUCAUUGUAUCUAGAUGGAUUGAUAGGGGACUGUAGCAAAAUUUUCACAGCACCUGGUCAUGUAAGAUUUUGUUUCCCAUGCCUGAAGUUUUUACUCUUGAUAGGAAAAAUUUGUUUCCAAGCUUCAAUCUUCAGUAGACUAGUUUCUACUUG
Rubroshorea leprosula is the source of this 1715-nucleotide messenger RNA. The record is from the annotation of a GenBank genome assembly. Lineage: Eukaryota; Viridiplantae; Streptophyta; Magnoliopsida; Malvales; Dipterocarpaceae.